CAAAACUCCAUAAUUAGACUCUCUCUUUUUGUUUAUUAACCAAACAUUCGAGGUUAUCAACGUGCGUUAAUACCCCAUCCUCGGUUUAUAAAAAAAUAAUUAAAUGAUAAAAAACAAAAAUAGAUUUGACUAAUUUUGCUAUAAAUAUCAAGUUGUAAGCAAACCAACCCGUCAUCAAAUUAUCUCCUUUACAUAUAAUUCUCCACUGAAGAAAACAUCAUAAAAAUGGCAAACUUCUCUGCUUUUCUCACGAUAACUCUCCUCCUUUGCUCAACGCUGAUGUGCACCGCCCGUCCCGACCCAACCUUUUCGGCCUCUAUCACAAUUGUUACAGCUGACCCACUGGACAAGAGCAUAGAAGGAAAGCUUGAUGAUGUGGCAGAAGAGAACUGUGGUGCUGACGACGAAGAUUGCUUAAUGAGGAGGUCUUUGGUUGCUCAUGUUGAUUACAUCUAUACCCAGAAACAGAAGAAGAAUCUUUGAUAUUUACUUUAAUUAUAUUUAACAAAGUAUUGCUAAUACACGUUUGUGAUUUGUGUGUCAUCCUUAAUUAGUAUCUUUCUAAUAGAUCAUCAAGAAAUUUUUAUGGCUGUGAUUAAUUGUUAUAUAGCUCUACUACCUACGCAAUCUUUUUUUUUGGACAAACAUAAUUUUUAUAAAUCACUACACUCCAUCCAUGGAGUAAUUGUUCAAAAUAGAUAACAACAAGGCCAAAACGGCUAAACAAACCGUUAUAACAGAGCGGAGAACAAACAUACAAAGGAUAGAAGCAAUUAUUACACCUAAGUAACUAAAGUCGUAGAGGAGUCCUCUAACCCCGACGUCAAAAUUGCAAGGCUUGAAAUGCUGGAGUGAGAUUUAAAUAGCACACUGAGUGAUCUAUAACCCGGGAUUAAAAUAACAACAGCUGUUGAGUGAACAAUCAGUAAAACGGCUGUUAAUGUAUUGGCGACAUGGCACUAAUUUACUAAGCCUUUACGAAGACGAGACAACAAAGUGUUUGUAAGCUUCAAGACAAUACUUCCUGCAACUCAACCACUAAACAGAAGUGGAUAGUAAAGGAAAAAAACAUGUUCCACAAAGAAAAAUGUUGAGAGAAUUACAAUACUUAACCGCUGAGUGGACAUCUCGAGGACUAAUUCUUCAACCUGCCACAAAGGAAGAGACAGCCACCUGAUAACAUCAAAGUCCAGAAUUAAUAGGAGUAGAGGUCUGCAUAGUGCGGUAAAAGGUUCCACAUGGACAACAAGUGUGUCACCAAUGUAUCCACAAGUCAUGGUCAGUCAGUUCAUGGAGUUAUUUUGAUCCAAACAACAUGUUGCUUGUAUGAUUAAUUGAACAAUGCAAAUUGAUGUCCUCAGUCCUCACUAAAACAUAUGUCACCGUUAAAAUUAGAAUGUAUAAAAACAUCAUGUAAUUAUUACAACAUGAUUAAAAAUUAAGAAUUAUAUAUUUAUUAGAUGUUUUGAAAACUCUCAUAUUCAAGUUGUGAA
This is a messenger RNA of Eruca vesicaria subsp. sativa (arugula), 1493 nucleotides long. The record is from the annotation of a GenBank genome assembly. Lineage: Eukaryota; Viridiplantae; Streptophyta; Magnoliopsida; Brassicales; Brassicaceae.